AUGCUUGACAGCGAGAGCCGGCCCUUCGCACACGACCAAAAGGCCACGGUCUGGUCCCGCAUCAGAGGCGCCUUUGGCCACGUGUUGCCACCCACCAAACGCCAUUUUAAACAGCAGGCCGUCUAUGAAGGCCUCGACUACGAGGAAACCGAAUCGGAGAUUGAGCAGGCCUUGCGACGCAAGGAAACAGAACAGCAAAACAACUUUCAUAUUGCCCAGCGCUGGGCCUUGUACUUUGUCAUUGGCGUCAUCACCGCCGGCAUUGCUUGCUCCAUUGAUAUGGCCAUUCUCAAGCUAUCUGGCCUCAAGUUUCGCUGGCUCGCCAACAACAUUGAGCACUGCGUCCAGCACGACUGCCUUGUCUCUUCCUUCUUUCUCUGGAUUGCCACCGACGUCGCUCUCGUCACCCUGGCCGGUGCCCUCACCGUUUAUUAUGCUCCAGUCGCCCAGGGCAGCGGUAUCUCAGAGAUCAAAUGCUUUCUGAACGGCAUCAAGAUGCCCGAAGUGGUUCGGCUCAAGACCCUGCUUGUCAAAGGCUUUGGUGUCAUGUGCGCCGUCGUGGGUGGCAUGGCUGUCGGCAAGGAGGGCCCGAUGAUCCAUUCCGGUGCAGUUGUGGCCGCCGGAAUCUCCCAGGGCAAAUCCACAAGCAUCAGCAGCUUGCAUACCAGCUGGUUCUCAGCCUUUCGCAACGACGUUGACAAGCGUGAUUUUGUGUCGGGUGGUGCAGCAGCCGGUGUGAGCGCCGCCUUUGGUGCUCCUAUUGGUGGCGUACUGUUUAGUCUCGAAGAGGGCUCUUCCUUUUGGAACCAAUUGCUGACUUGGCGCAUUUUCUUCGCGUCCAUGACCGCAACCUUUACACUCAACUUUUUGCUAUCGGGUGUCAAGGGUGGUGAUUGGGGUGCGCUGAGCAAUCCAGGCUUGCUUAACUUCGGACAGUUUGACACCAUGCCCUAUACCAUUGCGGAAAUUCCUAUUUUUAUGUUGAUGGGUUUGAUUGGUGGCCUCUCCGGCGCCGCCUUUAACGGCCUCAACCUCUAUCUAACCCGCUUUCGCAUGAAGUUUAUCACUAGCCGCAAGCUCAAGCUGCUUGAAGUGAGCGCCAUUGCUGCCAUCACUGUUGCUGUCGCUUUUAGCAUGAUCUUCUUUUCGGCGGACUGCCUGCCAAUGGGCGAAUCACCUGAAAGCAGUUCGCCGCUGCAAUUCUUCUGCGCUGACCAUCAGUACAGCGCCAUGGCCUCACUCUUUUUCAAUACGCCUGAAGACAGCAUCAAAAACCUCUUCCACGGCAAGUUUGCGGAGAUUGGUAGCUACAACUAUGAAACUCUGGCCCUGUUUGCACUUGCCUAUUGGCUUUUGGGCUGCAUGACCUACGGUCUGGCCAUUCCCUCUGGCCUCUUUGUGCCCACGCUAUUGACGGGCGCAGCAUGGGGUCGCCUGGCUGGUACCAUCCUGACCGCCAUCUUUCCUGGGCGCGCCUGGACCAACCCAGGCAAGUAUUCCCUGAUCGGGGCGGCGGCCAAUUUGGGCGGUGUGGUACGCAUGACCAUCUCGCUGACGGUCAUUGUGAUCGAGGCCACCGGUAAUGUUUCCUACGGUCUGCCAAUUAUCAUUGCUGUCAUUGUGGCAAAGUGGGUUGGUGACCGUUUCAAUGAGGGCAUCUAUGACAUGCACAUUGAGUUGAAGCAUAUCCCGCUUCUACCUUGGGAGCCUCCGGUGGUUUCUCGUUACCACCUGACUGCCUCGGACAUCAUGACCCGCAAGAUUCAAUGCGUGCGGCUGCAUGAAAAGGUUGGCCACAUUGUCGACUUGCUGAAGGAGAGCAAGCACAACGCAUUUCCCGUCAUCUCCUGGCCUGAUGGCGAUGAUACACAGCUGGGCAUCUUUGAGGGUCAAGUCCUGCGCUCGACUCUGAUCGUCCUGCUCAAGGAGAAGGCCUAUGGCCCCAAACUGCGCAAUUCGAUCAAAGGCAGAAAACUGACGGUACAGGAAAUUCGCAAGUACUACCCCCGCUGGCCGACCGCUAGCUCCCUGCGUGUAAGCGCGGGUGACCGAGAAAAGUUUUUGGAUAUAGAGGCUUACUACAACAAGUCGCCUUAUUCCGUGCGGUGGAACAACUCGCUGUCGCGCAUCUUUCACCUCUUUCGCACCAUGGGGCUGCGGCAUCUGGCCGUCGUGGACAUUCAAAAUCGGCUGGUGGGCAUGAUUACGCGCAAGGACAUUGCGAACAUUCAUGCUAACAUGACUCGUGAAGACUUUUUCGAGUCGAUCAUCGGCAAAUCAAACACCAUUUAUGAAUUGCCGGCUGAGGUUUCCUAUCAGCGUUAUCGCCGAUUAGUCUUCAAUGCCGUCGUCCCGGAUCCGGACCACCAUUAG
Molecule: messenger RNA, 2373 nt
Organism: Monosiga brevicollis MX1
Lineage: Eukaryota; Choanoflagellata; Craspedida; Salpingoecidae
Exons: 18
Coding region: 1-2373 (790 amino acids)
Biological process (GO): chloride transport; transmembrane transport
Cellular component (GO): lysosomal membrane; intracellular membrane-bounded organelle
Molecular function (GO): voltage-gated chloride channel activity
Source: RefSeq, a predicted model, not a curated record